AGAAAAAAAAGAAGAAAAAAAGAAAAAGAAGAAAAUAAGAAAAAGAAGAAAAAGAAGAAAAAGAAGAAAAAGAAGAAGGAAAAAAAGAAGAGAAAGAAGAAAAGGAAGAAGAAAAAGAAGAAAAAAUAAAAAAUAAUAAUAAAAAAAAAGAAGAGAAAGAAGAAAGAGAAGAAAAAGAAGGAAAAGAAGAAAAAGAAGAAAAAGAAGUAGAGAAAGAAGAAAAAGAAGAAGAAAAAAAGAACAAAAAAAAAGAAAAAAAAGAAAAAGAAGUAAAAGAAGAAAAAGAAGAAAAAGAAGACAAAGAAGAAAAAGAAGAAACAUAAGGUGGAAGAGAAAAAGAGGAAGAAAAAGAAGAAGAAAAAGAAGAAAAAGAAGAAGAAAAAAAAGAAGAGAAAGAAGAAAAGGAAGAAGAAAAAAAAAAAAAAAAAAAAGAAGAAUAAGAAAAAAAAAGAAAAAGAAAAAGAAAAAAAUAAGGAAAAGAAGAAAAAGAAGAAAAAGAAGAAAAAGAAGGAAAAGAAGACAAAGAAGAAAAAGAAGAAAAAUAAGAAAAAGAAGAAGAAAAAGAAGAAAAAGAAGAAGAAAAAAAAGAGAAAGAAGAAAAGGAAGAAGAAAAAGAAGAAGAAAAAAGAAGAAUAAGAAAAGAAGAAAAAAGAAAAGAAAGAAGAAAAAGAAGAAAAAAAAGAAGAAAAAAAAGAAGAGAAAGAAGAAAAAGAAGAAAAGGAAGGAGAAAAAGAAGAAAAAAAAGAAGAAAAAGAAGAAAUAGAAGAAAAAGAAGAAAGGGAAGGAAAAUAACAAAAAGAAGAA
Molecule: messenger RNA, 804 nt
Organism: Nerophis lumbriciformis (worm pipefish)
Lineage: Eukaryota; Metazoa; Chordata; Actinopteri; Syngnathiformes; Syngnathidae
Source: RefSeq, a predicted model, not a curated record